ACAGAUAGGACUCACUGACGUCGAACCGGCAUUAGGAUUUUUUGAUCGAGUCAGCAGAUUGUGUUCGAAGCAAGAAGGUAUAUGGACGACGCUAGGUUGGGUGCAGCGUUGGAGAGAUUUGAGGGAGAAGGUGGACCUUGCAGAGAGGAAUGGGAGAUAGCUUUCCCAGCCUAUGGACCUCGUCUCUCGGAGCAAAUGCCAGUCGUAAUGGAUACGGUGGUGUUCUCGUGUUGCCAAUCCUUUCUGACGAACACUCGGCCUUCAAGAUGUAGAAAGCCUAACUUGACGCCGUCUUUUGUACCCCCUGACAGCCAUCGCGACCGAGGAAAUAUCCGUCAGGGAGAAGUACUGGGAAUGUCGGGUUGUUCCCGGGAGGGAAUCAUAUGGGUAUGGUAUGGUCUUUUUCUCUCCACCCUACGAGCUCUGCCUGUUGGCAGACUUUUGUGCUUUCUGGGAGCGCAGAAAUUCCCUCGAACCGAAUUCCUAUUCUUUGACUUUCCAGCUGCUGAAUCCUUACCUUUUGUGCCCUAGCAGUACGAAUAUAAUCCCCCUACUUUUCCGAUUUCUCGUCACCCCCGCCAUCGUUGAGAACGUUCAUUUUUUGUCAUCAUCAAGAUUAUCUGCGCUGGCGAUCAGGGUCAAGGCCUAUCAUUCGUAUACGCUCAAUGUCUUUAUCGCCGACAAUCUAGGUGACUAGUUCUAUUUUAAAACCGAUUCUGCCGCCAUGACUCUGGAACC
Molecule: messenger RNA, 738 nt
Organism: Desarmillaria tabescens
Lineage: Eukaryota; Fungi; Basidiomycota; Agaricomycetes; Agaricales; Physalacriaceae
Exons: 3
Coding region: 82-531 (149 amino acids)
Source: RefSeq, a predicted model, not a curated record